Boleophthalmus pectinirostris (great blue-spotted mudskipper) is the source of this 2924-nucleotide messenger RNA. It is a transcript of the gene fam20ca, whose product is annotated as FAM20C golgi associated secretory pathway kinase a. Gene Ontology annotation, cellular component: Golgi apparatus. The record is from RefSeq and is a predicted model, not a curated record. Gene Ontology annotation, biological process: protein phosphorylation. Lineage: Eukaryota; Metazoa; Chordata; Actinopteri; Gobiiformes; Gobiidae. Gene Ontology annotation, molecular function: protein serine/threonine kinase activity.
UCUUCAAACCUCCGCGGCUACCCUAUAUAAUUACACUUUUGUUGGACCUCAAUGUCGGUGCUGUAAGAUGCUGAAGAUGAUCCUAUUCCGAAAAUUCAGAGUAUUACUACUAAUGGUGUUUUUGGUGGCGUGCACGAUGCACAUUAUGAUAGACUUAUUACCCAAACUGGAGAAGCGCGCGUCUGGAGCGGACGGCAGCACCGGUGACGGCGGCUGUCAGUGCUCGCAUCACCCCGGAGCAGAGUCACAGAGCUGGGGAAAGAAUCGCGCCAGGUCGCCGGCUGAAGCUGGCUGGCCUAAUAAACACGCGCUUAGGAUCCUCCAGGACUUCAGCAACGAACCCGGCUCCAACCUCACGUCCCAUUCAUUGGAGAAGCUCGCAUCGGCCGGGGACAGAGUGGCUGCGUUUGGGAGGAUGAGAGCUCCGGGAGGGAGAGCAGCAGACCUGCACAAACCGCUCAUAGGGGACGCGAGCGGGGGAAUGACCGUGACAGCACACGGUGGAUCCAGACUGUCUGCGCUGUUUGAGCAUCCCUUGUACAGGUCUGAACUCCCGGCGCUCACGGACGAUGACACUUUGUUUAACGUCAACACGGACAUUAGAUUUUACCCCAAAACCACGGGGAGCCAGGGAUGGCAGAAUGAAGAGGGAAAUGGUGAGGAGGAAGAGUUCUCUCCUACGGCGGAGGGCACAGCAGAGUCGUACCCAAACUGGCUGCGCUUCCACAUUGGGAUCAACCGUUACGAGCUGUACCCCAGACACAGCGCAGUGCUGGAGGCUCUGCUCAAAGACCUGGUCACUCAGAGGAUCACUAGUGUGGCCAUGAAAUCGGGAGGCACACAGUUGAAGUUGAUUCUGACUUUCCAGAACUACGGACAAGCGUUGUUUAAACCAAUGAAGCAAACCCGUGACCAGCAGACACCGCCAGACUUUUUCUACUUCUCUGACUUUGAGAGACACAAUGCAGAAAUCGCAGCCUUUCAUUUGGAUAGAAUUCUAGAUUUCCGCAGAGUGCCCCCAGUGGCCGGCCGCCUCGUCAACAUGACCAGAGAGAUCCGAGAUGUGACACGUGACAAGAAGCUGUGGAGGACGUUCUUUAUCUCUCCAGCGAACAAUGUGUGCUUCUAUGGCGAAUGCUCUUACUACUGCUCCACUGAACACGCCCUGUGCGGUAAACCAGAUCAGAUUGAGGGCUCACUCGCUGCAUUCCUGCCAGACCUGAACUUAGCCAAACGUAAGACUUGGAGAAACCCAUGGAGACGCUCAUAUCACAAACGCAAAAAGGCAGAAUGGGAGGUGGACCCUGAUUAUUGCGAUGAGGUCAAGCAGACACCUCCGUAUGAUCGAGGUACACGGCUUCUGGACAUUAUGGACAUGACCAUUUUUGACUUUUUGAUGGGUAACAUGGACCGCCAUCAUUAUGAAACCUUUGAGAAGUUCGGAAAUGACACCUUCAUCAUUCACCUUGACAAUGGGAGAGGGUUUGGAAAUUCCCAUGAUGAGGUGUCUAUUCUGGUGCCUCUCAGUCAGUGCUGCAGAGUUCGAAAGUCGACAUAUCUCCGGCUUCAGCUGCUGGCCAAAGAGGAGUACCGCUUGAGCACCCUGAUGGAAGAGUCUCUGCUCCAGGACCGUUUGAGCCCUAUCCUGAUCCAGCCGCACCUACAGGCCUUAGACCGUCGCCUCCGGCUGAUCCUGCAGGUCCUAGCAGGCUGCAUAGACAAAGAAGGGUACAUCAAUGUGGUGGAGGAGGACUUGGCUGAGGUCACAGCCACCCACAGGAGUCCAGGGUACAGGUAGUGAGCCACCUACCACACACGGAUAAUGGACCGGAUCUGUGGUACUUUGAUUUUUGGGAUUGUGCCAUGCUGAAUUCAGUGAAUUCCAAGACCUGCCUGGGUGGACCUUGCUUCUAAGUGUUUUUAGAAACAUUAGCCGAAGACUGCUCUGACUGAAGUUUUGUAUUUGUUAGAUACAAAUGUAUUUUGUUUUAUCAAAUGUUGUUUAUCACAUAAUGGAGCCACUGCUGUGUUCUGUCAUGUUUUAAAUAAAGCGUUUCAAUGUUGAAUAUAAAAGACAUAUCCAAAAAUGAACCGGAGAGUGCAUGGUCAUGCUAAUGGACGAUAAGCUUUAACAAUGAGUUUAUCUAAAGGUGUCAUUGUCAUUAUAACAUUAUAUCAUAACACAUGUAAGAAGUGCAGUUGACUGUAUUCAGCAGGACCCUCACUUAGCCUUAUGAACUUACUCUGUGUGUUUACUAUUUUCUGGUUGGUUUUACAGGGCAUAUUUUUGGUGUCAAAAUGUCUCACUUUCUAACCCCUAAAUCUAAUGUCUUCUUUAAGAUGUAACAAUUUUCAUGAUUAUUUCAAAAAGCACACUUAAUUUGUGCUUUUGUACUAUUUUACAGUUCAUACAAUGCAAAAUACAAAUACUGUAUAUUAAGCUAUUUAUUAAAAAGCCACUAAAAUUCAUUCACUAAAAUUAUGUUUCAUUUUUUAAUUUAAAAUUUACUUCAGGUACUAUUUUUAUAUUAAGAUACUGGACACAAACAACUGUUGAUUUAAAUGUAAUGCUGAAAUGGUGUCUGUGCAAUUCUUACUUUUUAGUUUUUCAAUUUUUUAUUAUUUUUAUUUUUUAUGACUUCUUUUUCUGCCCCUUAUUCCCACCUGUGUACUGGCUGACCCAGUUCUAGUGCAAUGAAAGAUACAUGUGACUUGAAUGUUUCCUGGGUUCGCUUCACAGGAUUUUAAUCUAUACCAACAGAAAGCUAAGACUUCAUCAUUAAACUGAACAGUUUUUAUUUUCUAUGUAAAUAUCUAUAAAUAAUUUGAAAACCAAGCUGCACCGUGUUUUCUUCUGUUCUGCUAUACUGCAUUGUUACUGUGAAGAUCUGUUUACUACAUAAAUAAAGUGUGCAAUAAAAAGA